GCAGUUGUUAGGGAGGGCGGGCCCGUUUCCGGGAGGCGCGUGGGGCUUGAGGCCGAUAACGGCUCUUGCUGCUACCAACAUGGAGACUUUGUACCGCGUCCCGUUCUUAGUGCUCGAAUGUCCCAACCUGAAGCUGAAGAAGCCUCCCUGGUUGCACAUGCCGUCGGCCAUGACUGUGUAUGCUCUGGUGGUGGUGUCUUACUUCCUCAUCACCGGAGGAAUAAUUUAUGAUGUUAUUGUUGAACCUCCAAGUGUCGGUUCUAUGACUGAUGAACAUGGACAUCAGAGGCCAGUAGCUUUCUUGGCCUACAGAGUAAAUGGACAAUAUAUUAUGGAAGGACUUGCAUCCAGCUUCCUAUUUACAAUGGGAGGUUUAGGUUUCAUAAUCCUGGACCGAUCGAAUGCACCAAAUAUCCCAAAACUCAAUAGAUUUCUUCUUCUGUUCAUUGGAUUCGUCUGUGUCCUAUUGAGUUUUUUCAUGGCUAGAGUAUUCAUGAGAAUGAAACUGCCGGGCUAUCUGAUGGGUUAGAGUGCCUUUGAGAAGAAAUCAAUGGAUACUGGAUUUGCUCCUGUCAAUGAAGUUUUAAAGGCUGUACCAAUCCUCUAAUAUGAAAUGUGGAAAAGAAUGAAGAGCAGCAGUAAAAGAAAUAUCUAGUGAAAAAACAGGAAGCGUAUUGAAGCUUGGACUAGAAUUUCUUCUUGGUAUUAAACAGACAAGUUUAUCACAGAAUUUUUUUUCCUGCUGGCCUAUUGCUAUACCAAUGAUGUUGAGUGGCAUUUUCUUUUUAGUUUUUCAUUUCUUAAAAUAUAUUCCAUAUCUACAACUAUAAUAUCAAAUAAAGUGAUUAUUUUUUACAACCCUCUUAACUUUUUUGGAGAUGACAUUUCUGGUUUUCAGAAAUUAACAUAAAAUCCAGAAGCAAGAUUCCAUAAGCUGAGAACUCUGGACAGCUGAUCAGCUUUACCUAUGGUGCUUUGCCUUUAACUAGAGUGUGUGAUGGUAGAUUAUUUCAGAUAUGUAUGUAAAACUGUUUCCUGAACAAUAAGAUGUAUGAACGGAGCAGAAAUAAAUACUUUUUCUAAUUAA
This is a messenger RNA of Gorilla gorilla gorilla (western lowland gorilla), 1087 nucleotides long. RefSeq names its product oligosaccharyltransferase complex non-catalytic subunit (gene OSTC). The record is from RefSeq and is a predicted model, not a curated record. Bases 80 to 529 code for a protein of 149 amino acids. NCBI's taxonomy places the organism in Eukaryota, Metazoa, Chordata, Mammalia, Primates, Hominidae. The transcript has 4 exons. Gene Ontology annotation, cellular component: oligosaccharyltransferase complex.